Durusdinium trenchii is the source of this 210-nucleotide messenger RNA. The record is from the annotation of a GenBank genome assembly. NCBI's taxonomy places the organism in Eukaryota, Dinophyceae, Suessiales, Symbiodiniaceae.
GAGGCCAUCAGCUCCUUGCGCGCCCACGGUGUGGCGGCAUGGCGCUCCGAACUCAUUGGAGAGCUUUUGCAGGGCUUGGAGGCUUCGCAGGCCUUGCCUCACGCCAAGGCGCCAGAGGCGGGAUCCAAGAGUGGUGGUGAAGGGAGUGGUGAGAAGUCGGAAGAUCUCAGGAAGGAGGAGAGGUGGCAGUUACUUUCUGGAGCAGAUGAG